AUGUCAGCAAGCAAUCAUCUGCCAAAAGUUACUUCUCCUACCGCCACCAUCACUUCGGAUCCCUAUGCUCCACAACAACAUCAGCAACAGAAUACGCGUGGAGGAGGUCAUGGCUAUGCCUCCUCUUUGUUGUCCUCUUCCUCCUCGAAUUUAUCACCACCUCAGCAAGAACCUCUCCAGACCAGUAUCACUCCUUCUUCUUUCUACAUUAUUGACGCCCGACCGAAACCAUCCAUCGCGUAUCCUUCUUUUUAUUCACAACUACUCACAACAUCAGCAGCAGCACGAUAUGCCUCACUUUCAACCUCAUCCUCAAACACGAAUUUGAGAGGAGGAGCUAACAUUAAUUUAUAUCAUCAAUUGUGGCAGAAUCAACCCACAUCACCCACAGGAGGGUCAUUGACACCACUCACCAUCAACACGAAUACAAAACAUGCCCAUUCGACUGCCUACUCACCAACAGUGGUGGCGUACCAUAGUACUAACGCUACGUCGACCACUACUACUCUAACGAAUGGCUCAGAGUCAUCAUCAACAACAGCGACCGCACUCUUUCAUCACCAUUUUCAUUCAAAUAAUUCCGUUCCUGUCCAAGUCAUCAACCAUAACAACCAUAACAACCAUAACAUUACAACGACUACCACAUCAACCAUCACCAUUCUCAAUCAACAGGUUGAAAAUUAUAAUGCUGCCAGUAGCAGCAGUGCAAAUUCUGGAUCGUCUCUUUAUAAUUGUGAAAAUGCGCCCUAUGACGAUGACUCUUUUCAGUCUCGACUUUUGAAUGCUGUUCCUCAGGGUCUCUUGCCUCAUUUUGAAAAGAUAUAUGUUCUUCCAAAUCAACAUCAAUCGCAACAGUCCAAUCAUGUGCCAACCACACCCUAUGGUACUCCUCUCGUAUCUACGAGUUCAGUAGCAGCUUCACAACAUCAACAUGGCAUGACAGCAAGUGUUGUCUCGAAAGCUUCAACCACUGAAAAUGUUGUCUCUGAACUUCCUCGUUAUCAUCACCAUCGGGGAGUACCACCACCAUCAUUUACAUCAAAUUCUUCAUUUCCUCUAAACUCCUUGAUGCAAACCCAAUCGGUACUUAGCUCAACAAUCAGCCAGUCUAUGGUCAAUAAUGGGAGCUCAGAUCUUGACCAUGCAGUGAACGGUCUUCAGUUGACAAGUUUUGGAAGUAGAAGCAGUGAAGAGGAUUUAUGUUCUCUCACAUCUCCAACCGAUAACAAUUCUUCAAUAGUGACAGGUAUCUCUUUGUAUGGUCACACCAUGCAAUCGUCAACAUCAGCUCUUGAACAAUUAGUAAUGAAAAAUACAUCAUCUAAUCAAUCAUUGAGUGGACUUGUAGGAAAUGAUUCUGAUACGGAUGCAACUUCUACUAAUUCUGUGAGGGUGACGAGUUCUCAAAAUUUACAUCCAUUCCGUAGCGGUGACACAACAAGUGUUGCUUCUCCUUCUCAAAUCACUUCGCCAUUCACUAAUAAUCAUUCAAGCGAUUUUAAAUCAUCAAAUGGCACGAUUGGAAAUGUAACCACAAAUAUUUCAAGCAACAACAACACAUACUUUUGUAACGUUUGGGAUGUAAAUGAAAAUUUAAUGUAUCGAAAGGCAACACCUCCUUUCCUUGCUGUAUCUGGAAGUCAGAGCCGAGUGGGUAACACGUUGAAUUUGUCUGGAUCUUUGGAUUUAAAUAUGGAGAACAAUGUCAAUUUUUCUUCAUUUAGUUACAAUACCCACCCCUCAGACUCGAAACAAACGUCACCUCCAAACCAUGGUCUUUCUGCUAUUGCUGGAAUGAAUACUCCUCAAAAAUCUUCACAUAACUCUGAUAUUUUAAAACAUGUUUCUGCCAUUCGUGAAUUGGAGGAUGAAAGAUCUAUGGAGGCCAUUAACUCAGAUUCUAGCCCUAUUCCACAAAGUUUCAUGGAAAUGUCAUCGUCUCGAUCUAGAAAUGGUUCUCUUGGAAAAACACUCAAGGGUUUUAUGGGCAUGAAAAAAAAGAAAUCUGAGAGCGAUCUUACCGCCUCGUCUGACCUGAACAAAAGCUCAGAAAAUUUGAAACAAAGUCUAAAGUUGGAUGUACCAAAAGUUGACAAGCAAGAGAGAAGGUUAAAAACUCUCUCUAUGCGAAUUACAGGGCUUUGGAGAAAUAGCCAAAAUGAUCUUACAGCUAAUAAUAAUGAUAAUUCUGGUCUUUCAGACACGAGUAGUAUCAAUUUAAGUAUGACGACAGCAAACGACAUAAAAGCAACAGAUCUUUAUGAUGAGAUUGAUAUCAAUACAGAAGAGAGAAAACUCGAAGAUAUCACAAAAGAGCAUUUGAAUGAGCAGUUAGUCACAUUUAUCAAUGAGUUAACAUAUUCAGUGAAUGGAAGCAAAAGACUUUCGGCAAAGUUUGGUAAUGCAAUAUUGAACAGUGCUCCAACUGUUGCCGACAUGUCUAUUAAGAAUGAAAUUUUGGAAGAGCGUUUACUCAUGCUUCUCAAAUCAUUCUAUGAAUACAAACCUAUGGACUUGGUUCUUUGUCAUAGGACUCUACAUGCUCUCGAGUAUCCUACAAAAAACAAAAUUAGCAUUAACCUAAGUUUUUCUGAUUUCUCGCUUGUAGGCGAGUCAUACAAGAAAGAGCUUUUUACUUUUUCUGUUGCUCUUUACGAUUGUAAAAGCGAAAAGAAGAUCACUGAAGAUUGGUGCUUUAACUUUUUAUCUGAGCUGCAAUUACAAGCAUUGCCAACAAGUGCUCAAGACAUAUUAAGAAUGAUGCCAAGUGCCACCAAAGAAAAAGUAUUUAACGUUAGCUAUCCUCAUGAUCAAAUAUAUUGUGUGGUGAUCAUUCGUAGAUUGGCUCCUCACACAACUGUUCAAGAAGCUGCAGAAGAGAUGGGAAGUAUUUCACAAAAGAAGUCAUCUUCACAAACAGAAUUAGAAGAAUCACGCAAGGCGUUGUAUCACUUUGAGCAGUCCUUCCUCUUGGGCUAUUGCAAAGUGUUCAGUACCAAGAGACCCCAUGGUCACGCCAAUAUUUCUAGCUCGUCUAGUGUUCUUGAUUUUGGUGAUGAUCCAAAAGUGGACUUGGCAUUCUCUUCCACGACAAUUGAAAAGUUUUACCCAAUUAUUGUAGACAGUAAUAUUGAAAAUUUCAAUAUCAUUACAUUGUUAAAGCAUUUAGACCCUCAGACAGCGACUCAUUCCAGUAUGCAAGCAUAUCAUAUUAGGGGGAAAAUGACCGUGGAAUGUAAAAUCAUACGUGACUGGAAAUCGCAAUCAUUCUCAAGAACGAGCGUGACCAGGCCAAGUUUUGUCGAUGAAUAUGAGAAUUCAAUUUAUUUGGAUGAAGAGGCAGACCCAUUACGCACAGAAUCACCUCACACGCGAAGAAGAUUCGUUAGAAAUACCAUUGUCGAUGAAGAUAUUGAAGAUGUGGUGGAAGAGAUUCCAUGGAUGAAAUCUAGAUAUCCACAUCUUGCUUUUAAGAACAUGCUAUUUUUGAAUUUAAAACUUGCAAGACUAUCCGGAUUGAAACAUUGUAAAAACGUCCUUAUUGAGGUGUCAGUGAGAGAUUGUGAUCAGACCACUCCAAGUCCUGAAGACUAUAUCCUGAACUCAAAUAGCAGUACAAAAAUGUUGAAGCGAUUUAUUGGAAAGUUUAGCAACAAGUUACAACGAUAUCAAUUUUCAAGUCUUUCUUGCAACACCAAAAAGAAUGUGCAUUUCAUUGACGAAAUUAAGAUUGAUCUACUUGGUUUGACUCCAGAGAAUAUUCACAAUGGGCAUCAUUUACUUUUCACAUUUUACAACAUUGACAUAGUAGACUUGAAGAAAAAAGGCCAGAAAAUUUUAGAAAUGGAUUUAAGAAGUGGCCACUUUGGUCAAGGUGUUCACAGAAAUAUUGUUGGAUAUAGCUUUUUACCUCUCUAUGCGAACAAUAGUGUCUAUGAGGGAGAUAAGGAACUCUUUGGAGAUAUUUUGUCUGGGUACAUGCCACUUCGACAAUCUGUUUCAAAUGAAACGAUACCAAUUUAUACAAAGCUACCCCCUGGAUACAUAUCAAUCAGUGAAAAGGAUUUGGAUUCUCUUAAACUUAGCGAAAAAGCCAAGCUCAGAAUCGAUGCUAACUUGGUGACCACCUUACAACCAACUGAUGAAAGAUUGCAACUCUUCUUCGCUGCUUACGACGCAUUUACCAAAAGUACCUCUUUGCAAAAGUCUUCCAUUUUAGAGUAUAUUGUUUAUCAUUUGCUCUUGAAAUUUAAUAUGAUUGACUUUAGCAUCAGCAUGCCUUUCAUGUACUUGCUAUUUGACAUUUUACUGGAAUUGUUGAAUUAUUCAUCCUCUGAACAGUUCACAAAAGAAAUUAACAUGAAAAAACUUCGAGUAGAUCUUCAAACCAAGUUAUUCGAGGCACUAUUGUUGAGCUUGAACAAAUUCCAUGAGUUUUGCGGUAACAGUACAAGAGGCAACCGAUUCUUCUCGAGUUAUAUCAAAUUUAUUUUCAAUUUUGAAUCUUUACAUUGUGAAUUGAUGAAAGUAUUUAUACAAUAUUUGACGUCCAAUAGAGAAGCUACCGAGGAAAAAACAUCCGACUCUUGCAGAUACUCUUGGUUUGUGUUUGACAUGGUGAUCAAAUCUCUCUUGAUUGCGCAAUCAAAGGGCAUUUCAAAUUAUUUAGAGAGUGACUUGCUAGUUCUAACGAAAAAUCUCAUCCAGGAGCUAUUUACGUGCAUGGAAAAGCUACUACUUUCUAACAACAACAGCAGUCACAAUCUUGCUAUUUAUUGUAAUAGAAAUAUCUCACUCUUUAUUAGAGAUCUCUUGCCAACGAUUGGAUAUGAGGCUGUGAAAGGCAUUUUUGAAUUUUAUUGCAGAAAAGUCACAACUGGCUUAUCAAAGGAAACAAGUUUGAGAUUACUCAGUGAAUCUCUUGCAAUUUUGGCAGAUUAUCAUGAAAUGUGGGAGCUUUCAACUACGAAUAUCUUCAUUAACAAGAUUAUUGCCUUGUUCUUUGAAUCUAUUGAGAUGAAGAACGAAAAGAUCAUGUACAAGAUUGGAAAGUAUUUGUUGGACAUCUUUUUGAAAUUAGAGUUUGAUGAAAGAUAUCAACCAAGAGAAAAUCGAGAACGUAUCACUUCCAUAAUUUUCACAAGUCUUGUAGACACCUUCUUCAAUAAGGGAGAAGAAUUGUUACUUAAACUCAAACAGUUCAAUGAGAUUAACGUUAUUUUGAGUACUCUUCUGUUAUGGACAAUGAGAAAUUACAACAGAGAUGCGCUCAUUCGAUGGUGGAGAGAUAAAACGUUGCACUGCUCUAAUGAAUUGAACGAUUUGAGCAUUGUUUUUUACAUGCUCAAGUUUAUGAAGAAUAUUGUAUUAGCGUUCAGAGGGGUUUCGAAAGAACACGAGCAACAAUCAAAGAAGAUUGAUUUUGUCAGCAAGUCCUAUCAAGUUGUCGUCUAUAUUUUGAAUGCUCUUUUUAUUGGAAAAGAUGGAUCCAUGAUGAACCUUUUAAUCUCUCUAUUUCAUGGAUUGUCUGACACAGCGGCCGAUGGGGAUUAUGUGGAUGCAUUGCUCUACAAACUUAUUCAGCUCAUUCGCCACAUUACAAUCCACUCAUUGUUAAGACACGAUGGUAACACUUGCUUUUUGGUUGUGAAAUCAUUAGUCACUGACUUGGUGACUCACUGCAAAAAAUUGAUCAGUGUGCAUGAGAUUGAGAAUGCUCGAGAUUUAUCUAUGAAAUUUUUGAAGAAGGAAAGCAAAUUUAGAAUACUCAUAGCUCUAUUGAUUUUCAUGGAGAAGUCACACAGUCUACUCAUUUUCUGCCCAGAUGCCAAUGAUUUGGAUCAUGAUCCUGAUGUUUUUAGAGCGCACUGUCUAAACUGUACAGAAAUACUAUUAACUGAAUACACAAAUGGUGAUGAUUCACAGACCAUUGUAUCUCACGAAGCAGAAGAAGAUGAAUAUAUUGUGGACCCCGAAACCUGUUGUCUCAAAGCAGCCACUUUGCAAGCAUCUAUUAACAAAAUUCUUGGUUACAAUCCUGCCAAUGACAAGGAACAUACUGAACAAUUUUCCCAAAUGUUCUACUUGACCUAUAAUUUAUUCAGCACUCCAGAAAAAAUUAUUGACAUUUUGAUUGCCAAAUACAGACAUUUGAAUCAAGAUAAGCAAGACAAGAAUGACUUAUUCACAAAAAUUAACCUCGAAAGGACUGCUGCGCGAUUAAUCAAGGAUGGAUUCUAUGCAUUCAAUAAUUUAAGUAUUGCCAAAAGUAUUAACUUUAUGAAAGAAAUUGAACACAUGUCCUCCAGUAGCACAUCAAGUAUUGCCAAGAUCCAAAAUGCUCUUGUACUCAAUAUGCUUUCCAUUCAGGCCUCUUCUGGAACUCGAUGUGGUAUUACUAGCCCAGGCCGUGACUCUUCAGCAUCUUCAGAGGAUAAAACUCUGAGAAUUCCAAAAGGAUUAACUUUGCAACAAGUAUCAACACCAGAAAUUCCCAUGUCAAAAUGGAAUCAUGACAAGGAUUUAUAUAUUCGAUUGGGAAUUUCCAAUCCUUUCAAGAUCCAAUUUGACAUUUUCUCAUGGCCUUCUGCAGAAUUAGCUCAUCAAUUGACCUUACUGGAAGCAAAAUUCUUUUUGAAAAUUAAGCCCUAUGAAUUUUAUUAUAUUGAAAGCAAAGAUAAGGAAAUUCGAGAAAAGUACAGCAGUAAUAUUUUGUUCAUGCAAGAACAUUUCAAAACUUUGCAGCAUUGGGCCAGCGAGACCGUUCUCAUUCAACCCAAUGAGAGAGAUCGAAAGAAGGUCUUUACCAAAAUUCUUUGCAUUGCUCAAUCUUGUUUUUACGCUGGUAAUUAUUUUGGAUUCAUGUCUAUUUUGGGAGGCUUAAGAAGUUCUUCUGUUUUUAGACUUAAAGAUCUCUAUGAAGACAAUAAGGAAGUACACAAACUAUUCCUCGAAUUGGAAGAAAGUCAGAAAAAAGUCAUCAACUCGAAAGAAGUGAAUCAGCUUUAUGACCGUCUCUCUGAAAAACAACAACCUUGCAUUCCCUAUUUAGGAAGUUUCCAAAGUCAAGUAUUUUUCACAAAGGAAGGAAACAAACCUCUUCUCGAACAUGCCAAACACAAAGAGGUCAUUAAUUAUAGAAUGAUGAGAAUUCUAAUGAAAACAUUGGGAAGAGUUUCUGAAUUGCAACAAUUAUGUCUCAAUUAUGAUUUCCAAGAAUUACCUUAUUUGCAAUUUGUUUUCACAGAAGAAUUGCCACGAUUGUUGAAAACAAAAACCGAUGAUGAAUUAUGGGACCUUUCAACAAAAAUCAAACCAUCCAAUAGACAAUAA
This is a messenger RNA of Naegleria fowleri, 7332 nucleotides long. RefSeq lists its product as uncharacterized. Bases 1 to 7332 code for a protein of 2443 amino acids. The transcript has a single exon. Gene Ontology annotation, molecular function: guanyl-nucleotide exchange factor activity. The record is from RefSeq and is a predicted model, not a curated record. Gene Ontology annotation, cellular component: plasma membrane. Gene Ontology annotation, biological process: positive regulation of GTPase activity; Ras protein signal transduction. Lineage: Eukaryota; Heterolobosea; Eutetramitea; Acrasida; Naegleriidae.